Messenger RNA from Styela clava, 2407 nucleotides. Its product is annotated as ceramide glucosyltransferase-like. Gene Ontology annotation, biological process: glucosylceramide biosynthetic process. Gene Ontology annotation, cellular component: membrane. Gene Ontology annotation, molecular function: ceramide glucosyltransferase activity. NCBI's taxonomy places the organism in Eukaryota, Metazoa, Chordata, Ascidiacea, Stolidobranchia, Styelidae. The record is from RefSeq and is a predicted model, not a curated record.
AAUAUUUAAAUUUAAUUUAUUAAAGGUUAGGGUUUUUGAAUAAUUCCACAGGAUUAUGUCGUGGUGGUGGAUAUCCUUCUUGUACGUUGUCGAAGCAUUCUGUGCUUUUGGAAUUGUGUUAAAUAUUGUUUUGUAUAUAAUGCACUUGAUAUCUUAUACAUACGCGAAACUUUAUAUGAAUCGGAAACCUCCGGAAUUGAUGAAAGCAGAACUUCAAGGUGUUUCUAUAUUAAAACCUUUAAAAGGAGCAGAUUCUAAUCUUGAAGAAAAUUUAGAAUCAUUUUUUGAAAUUGAUUAUCCAGAGUAUGAAAUAAUUUUCUGUAUACAAGAUGAGGAUGAUCCUGCGAAUGAAAUUUGUAACAGAAUAAUGGCGAAACAUCCAAAUAUUCCAUCAAAGAUAGUAAGAGGUGGAAAAAAGGUUGGGCCAAAUCCCAAAGUCAACAAUUUAAUGCAAGGUUACAAUGUAAUGAAAUAUAAUUUAUUUUGGAUUUGCGAUGCUGGAAUCAGAGUUCUUCCAUUAACAUUACGAGAUCAUGUUGAUAAAAUGACAGACAAAGUUGCGCUCGUUCAUGCGGUACCUUACACAGCUCAUCGGAAAGGCUUUUCAAGCGCAGUUGAAAAGAUAUAUUUCGGUACGCAACAUGCAAGAGUUUAUAUAAAUGCGCACAUAGCAGGGAUUAUAUGCAUGACAGGAAUGUCUACUCUAAUUAGAAGAGAUGUGUUUGAUAAAUGCACGGGAGGUCUCAGCACUCUAUCACAAUAUAUAGCUGAAGAUUACUUCAUGGCGAAAUGCCUUUCUGAUAAUGGUUGGAGGUGUGCACUGUCAUCGUAUCCAGCACUUCAAAAUUCUGGGCAGUAUAGCAUCAGAGGGUUCACAAAGAGAAUGUCGAGGUGGACAAAGCUUCGGAUAGCAAUGGUUCCUUUCGCUGUUAUUUUGGAGCCGUUUUCAGAAUGCUUCCUUGCUGGUCUUCUGCUGGCGUUAUCGUGUCAUCAUUUUCUUGGUUGGAACAUGAUGGUCGUGUUUCUUUACCAUGUCUUGGGAUGGUUUAUUGCAGAUUAUAUGUUCUUCAGGACGCUGGAGAAUGGGCAUCUUCAAAUCAGUAAAAGGGAUUUUCUUGUGGCUUGGUUUAUACGAGAGACAUUGACACCUUAUGUUAUUCUCACCGCGAUCUGGGACCCAACGAUAACAUGGCAAAAUGGUCGGUAUCGUGUAAGGUGCGGUGGUCGUGCUGAAGAAGUCGCAGAUGUUUGACAAUCCGGCGGUGGCACGCAGGACAAUAUCAAAAGAGUGGGCCACAAUCGCCAUAGACUACACAAGAGCAGGAAAGCCUACCUACCGCACAUUUUGUGUGAUUUGUACUCAAGUUUAGUGGCCUCGCUACAGACUUCUUCCAAAUCUCAUACCUUUACUCGUAACCCACUGAAACGGCUACAUUCAUAGCCUUAUUUUUUCUACUUCAUUAUUUUUCAACAAUGCAAGGAUGAUAGUGCUCUCCGAGAUUGUAAGCGAGAGCGGCAUUGUGUUCCAUUACUAACACUCAGGGUUUGAUCUUGAAACGACCUUUAACCUGUGUGAAGGUCGUUAUCUCAUUUUGAAGGUCAUUCGAUUCAUCUUUUUCAUGUUCCAUAAAUUCAUCAAGAAAUUUCAUAAUGUCCAAUUGAUUGGUUAGAUAACUCAGAAACUUGUCUCUUUAAAGAACACAACAAAUUCUAAACAAUAUUUGAAAGCAAAUUUCGACUUUUCCAGAUAAUAUCUUACAUACUUUUUUUGUUAUGCUUUAGGCCUUUCAAUUAUACACCAUGGUCGACAUAGUGGGCAUAAACUACAUCACUGGGACCCUACUGACAUAUAAUGGUUGAUCGCAUGUCUCUAUGAGGCAGUCCUUUGCUAUAUGAGUAAGCUGCCUCAUAAGCUUUUCUCUUCCCCCGCCCACAAAAUAAAAUAUAUGAGAAUUCAAUCCCAACUCCAAUACAACCCUACCUAAAUUGUAGUUUUACCUACAUUAGUUUUGCUGUUCUCUAGCACACUCUAGUGUCAAAUCAAUAAUCUGAAUUUCAAUUCAUCAAUUUUAUUUUGGGGUCGCUCAUGGCAUAAAACAAAACAACAUAACAAUAACAAACAGACAAACAAAAUACAGAGUUACAUUGAAGGCGACUUAACUUGUAAUAAAGUUAAAAACAAACGAAAAGUAUGUGCCCGACUCACAUACAAUGAAGUAUAUCUGCCACCACCAUCACGUGACGGUACUCAUCAUAUAUCACCACCUUUUUGCACAAUUGAAAAUUUUCUUUUAUUACUUGUAGUGUUAAAUAAAUUACUUAUAAUAAAUUUAUGAUUAACUUGUGAGCUCUAACUGAAGGCACUAACCAGGGAUGGCUAAAAUACAUGAAUCAACUAUUCCUAUUU